Messenger RNA from Mizuhopecten yessoensis (Yesso scallop), 2899 nucleotides. Its product is annotated as Parkinson disease 7 domain-containing protein 1-like. Bases 14 to 688 code for a protein of 224 amino acids. Lineage: Eukaryota; Metazoa; Mollusca; Bivalvia; Pectinida; Pectinidae. The transcript has 8 exons. The record is from RefSeq and is a predicted model, not a curated record.
UUUUCCAAUAAAGAUGGCUGCGCCCAGACCAAAUUGCCUUCUUGUACUAAGUGCAGGAAAUGAAGGUGUUUCUGCACAAUCGUUUAUACAGGCAUACAAUCUAGCGAGCUCCAACUUCAACAUCCAAUUGGCGUCGCCAGGGGGUCGGAAUGUGGAGUACACACAACAGGAUGAGAGUAACCGGCGUUGGUUCAAUGAGUUCCGAAGCAAGGCCUCCUCUACACCUAUUGCCUUGGACACAGUUGAUGCUGCGCGGUACAGUGCCCUAUUAUUGCCCUCUGCCCCCGGAGCUCUACAAGACCUGGCCACUGAUAAACACCUAGGACAGAUUCUCUCACAUUUUGUCAAUGAGAAAAAAGGCAUCUGUGCUGUUGGACUUGGUGUAGCGGGCCUCUGUGCUGCGCGGAAAGGUGAUGGACGUACUUGGUGUUUUGACAGCUACAGUCUUACAGGUCCCUCAGUGUUUGAGCUCGCUAGAUCUGCAGACUUCCCUUCCCUUUCCAUCAUCAUAGAGGAUUUCAUCAAAGAUAAUGGUGGAAAUUAUAAUUCCAGUGAACCUGACGCUGUUCAUAUCAUCAUUGACCGCCACUUGAUCACUGGUCAGAAUGUCCAGUCAACACUGACCGCAGUACAGAAUCUAACCCUCAUGUGUGCCCCAAAGCAUGCCAAGGUGAUGAGUCCACGAUGAACUACCCAGUCGGUGUUGAAGGAGACAGAUUGGUCAGUUUUUCCGGCCAGUGUUUCUGGGGAUAGAUUGGCCAACUAUCUAGCCAUUUGUCCAGGGGACUAAUGGGUCCACUUUCUAGCCAAUUAGUAUGAUUAAGAGGAAAGAAAGGCAAUUUUUCUAAACAACAUCAUCACAGUUACCAGUACUAUUCACUCUACAGGCACUUUUGCUGGGAACAAAGGUGGCUGACUAAGUUACAUAGUAAUUGAUUAUCUACAGGGUACAAAGGUGACUUGGUUAUCUACUGGAACAAAGCUGUUCAAUUGUCUACUGUGAACAAACGUGAUUUGAUAGUCUGCUUCGAAAAAAAUGUGACAAAGGAUUAUCUACUGAAAACGAAGGUGUCUGAAUUAUCUUUUUAAAAUUAAGUGGCUGCAUCAUCUACUGUGAAUGAAGGUGGUUUCAUUAUCUACUUGAAACAAAAAAAGGUUGCAUAAUGAUCUACUUAAAAAUUAAAGUGGAUAAUUAUCAUCUGGAAAUGAAGGUGUCUGCAUUAUCCACUGAGAACAAAGGUGGUUAAGAUUGAGGUUCUACUUUACCCAAUAUUCCACCAACACUGUUUCCAAAAUUUCAUCUCUUGAGUAUGACAGCAUUUGAAAUAUAUUUUGUGAUGUUGUACCUUCCAGUAGGCUGUCGUAAGUUAUAUUAUUAGUUUGCUCAGAUAGCAUUUUAAAUUGUACAUGAAGAUUUAUUUUUAAUUUUAUUUUGUUUCAUACGUUCAGCCUCGUAUGAAAACAAAAACAAGUUGGCAAGCUAAGGUGCAAAGCAUGUUCCCAUAGGAAUGCUUAAAGACUGCUGGGAAAUCUCGCCACUGAUGAUGAACUCACCAAAAAUAUUGUCAACAAGCUUAAGGAACUCAGCAAGUUUAUUGUGGCUUUUGAAGGAAAGCUCUCAUAAUAGCAUAUGUUUUCUUUCAGUUUGAUAUGAGGUGUGGCAGUGUAAACAGACGAACUUUUGAGGAAAGAGUGUUCAAGAUUGACCUAAAGAUCUUUUGUAUUUGCAAAAUCCACAUUCCAUUAAUUUCACUUCCGGAGUAUGCAGUGUCACAAUGCGACUGUAACCCUAAAGAGUCCUCGGUAAAAUACUGUUAAUGGGGAUUCAUGUGAAGUUUUUGGAAUCAAGUAAAAACGAGGAAAGUAAAUUGUAGUUGUAAUAGUAAAUACAGAAGCAUGAUUAGCUAGUUUGUCGUAUUUCGAAUACUUGGAAAAUGUAUAGGUGAUGUUUUCUUGGCUAUCAAGCAAUCCUAAUCCUUUUUCCAAGUAGGUAAUGUAAUAGUGUCUGCAGUCAAAGAUUAAAUUAUUAGUAGCCCGAGUUUCCUCUGGUCCUGACACCAGACUUGGACAUUUUGACAGAUAGAUGUCUGCGCUAAAUUAUUAGAUGCUUUGUCCGCAGGAACAACUACAUACUUCUCUGCAGGUCGUUGAGUGUGGUUUGGACAUCGGGUUCAAGAAAUACAAACUAUUUUGUUUUCAUUAUUGAUUUCAUGCAGCUUAUUUUUGAAUGACUUUGACCCACUCUGAAUGUGAAUCCAAUAUUAUGCAGCGUGCUUUAAAUAGUUUUUAUGAAUGACUGGCGUGAUCUUCCACGAUACCCAUCAGAAUGUUAAAGUUUACUUUCCAGUUGAUAGUACUUAGUAGGAGUCUAUGGAUACUUAGACUCCUCAUAGAUUUGCAGCUCUUCAUGUCCUAGUGGACUAUAAAUGUAUGCAGAAAAUUUGGCCCUAGUAAUUUGCUGUAAGACAUCGGCAUGUAUUGCUAACCCAUGGUUGAUGGCUAGUCACAAAUGAUGUACUAGCUAGUCACAUAUGGGUUGCAGCUAGCUGUUUGUGGGUUGAAAACUACAAUCGGGUUACUCAUGGGUUUCUGACAUGUCCAUAGUUGCUACACGUAUAAGCAUAUGUCAACGCAGCCAUGGCAUUCAACAACAAUACAAUAAUGUUUUACAAUAGUUGUUGAAUUAACCAUGGAAAGAUUGUGGGCGAUUUCAUCUGUUCUCAUGUUAUAUCAAUCGUGUUUGUGUCAUACGUAAUGUCCGAUGUAUUGUGUAAGAGUGCAUGUGUACGAAAAAUGAUGUAUUGUGCAAUAUUCCAAUUUGUGAUCAACUUCAUUUUAAAUUUACAACUGGUAAUGAGAUAAUUAUCAUAAUAAAAAGAAGUAAACAUUUUAAGCUAAG